AUGAAGGUCUUGAAUUUUAACGUUAAGAAUUUGAAGUCGAAGGCCAAUCACAUGGGAGAAACUAUUCCCAUCUCAUAUAAAUCCUUUCCAAGGGUGAAUGGCACUGGAAAUAAUAUCGAUGUUAGAUUUGCUAGUCUGAUAAGAGAUAUAAUUCCAUGUCCAGCUGAUGGUUCAGGAAGUGAAAAUCUUGACGCGUUGACUCCUGAAACUUGGGACAAUAGAUACUUCAGGAAUCUUAUUGAAACUAAGGGCCUUCUUCAAUCUGACCAGGAACUUUAUAGUGGGGGAUCAACAAACAGCAUUGUCGAAGAGUAUGAUAGAGAUGUUUCAAUCUUCAGGUCUGAUGUAAACCCAAUAACUGAUCCUAAUGCAGCAGGUAAGAAGGGUCUGCGUGGUGCUAACCGAUUUGUCAAACGAUCAUUUGAUUAUUAA
Ricinus communis (castor bean) is the source of this 432-nucleotide messenger RNA. RefSeq names its product lignin-forming anionic peroxidase. The coding region runs from base 1 to 432 and encodes 143 amino acids. The record is from RefSeq and is a predicted model, not a curated record. The transcript has 2 exons. Gene Ontology annotation, molecular function: peroxidase activity; heme binding. Gene Ontology annotation, biological process: response to oxidative stress. Lineage: Eukaryota; Viridiplantae; Streptophyta; Magnoliopsida; Malpighiales; Euphorbiaceae.